AUGUCGAUUCUUUAUUAUACACUUAAUAAUUCAGUUUUUACAAAUUUUGCUUUUUAUUCAACGGCAUCAGUUGUUAAAAUGAUGGCUAUGUCUGCAUUAACAGUUGUUAAACGAAUGUCUAAAGAUGCUUUUGCUAAUCCUGAAGAUCUUUCAUUGGCAACAAAUAAAUCAGCAGUAGUUACAACAAGUGAUUCUGAUGUUGAACGUGUUCGUCGUAAUCAUUUAAAUGAUAUUGAAAAUAUUAUACCAUUUGUACUUGUUGGAAUAUUUUAUGUUGGUACUAAUCCUGAUCGUAAUGCUGCACUUUGGCAUUUUCGAAUUUUUUUUAUUUCACGUUUAUUACAUACACUUACCUAUCAGUUAGCUUUACCACAACCAAGUCGAUUUAUUACUUGCAUGGUUGGAUACUUUACAACACUUUCAAUGGCUGGACGUGUUCUUCUUACUGUUCGUCCAUAA
Molecule: messenger RNA, 459 nt
Organism: Rotaria sordida
Lineage: Eukaryota; Metazoa; Rotifera; Eurotatoria; Philodinida; Philodinidae
Source: the annotation of a GenBank genome assembly